GGUCUUCUGGCUUGCACUAUCCAUCAGCCGAGAAUAAUUACUCCACCAACUCGAACAGCAUCUGCAGCAGUCUAGCCAGCGCGCAAGAUACGCUGUGGCGUGUGAAAAUGGCUGCCUCACAGCAACACUCCUCGGCGGCGGCGGCGGCUUCUGGCCAAAUCUACAUUGAACAAACGCCCGGCUCGGUGACGUAUGGCACUUGUCUGGAUCCGCUGACGCAAUGCGUCGUUGACUAUGUCGGAUAUCCGGUGCCACCGCCACCGCACAUAACGCAAGCAUCCGCCACAGCGGCAGCGGCGGCGGUGGCGGCGGCGUCUUCAUCAACGACGGUGGCAACGUCUACGCCUGGGAAUUGCGGUAGCCCACACAAUUUUUCAAAUAUCAGCAGCCACAGUAUGGGUGCGCCAGCCAGCAACAAUUUGAGCGUUGUCAGCCAAGCCGUCAUUGGGGAAAGUAGCCGGCGACAAGAGUACGCGGAUGAGCUGCAACAGUUGCAAGAACAGUACGAGCAACAGCAACAGCAGCAGCAUCAGCUACAGCGGCAGUCACCGCCACAGCCGCCACAACGUUUUGGCACACUGAAAAAAUCGCGACAGCAGCAACAGCGGAUGGAACAGCAGCUAG
This is a messenger RNA of Rhagoletis pomonella (apple maggot), 624 nucleotides long. RefSeq names its product probable global transcription activator SNF2L2. The record is from RefSeq and is a predicted model, not a curated record. The transcript has a single exon. NCBI's taxonomy places the organism in Eukaryota, Metazoa, Arthropoda, Insecta, Diptera, Tephritidae. The annotation marks the transcript as partial.